This is a messenger RNA of Sycon ciliatum, 3304 nucleotides long. Its product is annotated as protein phosphatase 3 catalytic subunit alpha-like. The record is from RefSeq and is a predicted model, not a curated record. The transcript has a single exon. Gene Ontology annotation, molecular function: calmodulin-dependent protein phosphatase activity; calmodulin binding. Gene Ontology annotation, biological process: calcineurin-mediated signaling. Lineage: Eukaryota; Metazoa; Porifera; Calcarea; Leucosolenida; Sycettidae. The coding region runs from base 363 to 1874 and encodes 503 amino acids. Gene Ontology annotation, cellular component: calcineurin complex; cytoplasm.
AUUUGUCGUGGACGACGGAUCGGAGUGCGCCGAAAAGUGACGGCUUUUCUUUCUGAAGUCUUCCAAUCGUGUUCGUUCUGUAGCCACAGCUUGCUUUUGUUCGCCCCGUGCAUAGCAUUGUCGCGGUGGAGACCUGCAACAUUAGUGUUACACAGCGCCAGUCUAACGGUAUUCUGGAGGCAGAAAAACGAAGUGAACCUGAACGUCGCGUGUGCGUGGUUUAUGUUGCGUGCUGCUUUAGUUUAGGAGCUCGCUUUCUUCUUGUUGUCGUCGCCGACAAGACGACUGUGCUGUUAUCGUGUCGCCAAUUAACCUUCUGCCGCAUACCAUCCCAGUGAGUCCUGCAGUGCGCGUAUAUUGAGAUGGCGACAGGAGGCGAAGAGCCAAUGGCGGCUACCGAAGGGGACACUGGCCGAUUGAGUACGACGGAGAGAGUCGUGUCCAGUGUAGCCAUGCCGCCCAAACAGUUUCUCUCCAUGAAGGACGCGUUCGAUGAGAACGGAAAGCCCAACAUUGCUGCUCUCAAGGAGCACUUUCUCAAGGAGGGCCGCGUCGAAGAGGAAGUGGCGAAUAAAAUCAUCGACGACGCAACGAGUAUAUUGAGAAAGGAAAGCAACAUUCUUGAGGUGGAAGCACCGGUGACCGUGUGCGGCGAUAUCCACGGGCAAUUCUUCGACCUGGUCAAGCUUUUCGACGUUGGUGGCAGUCCCAGCAAUACCCGCUAUUUGUUCCUCGGUGAUUAUGUCGACAGAGGUUACUUCAGCAUGGAAUGUGUGCUCUAUCUCUGGUCGUUCAAGAUCCUUCAUCCCAAGACACUGUUCCUACUUCGUGGCAACCAUGAGUGUCGUCAUUUGUCGGACUAUUUCACAUUCAAGUCCGAGUGUAAGGUGAAAUACACCGAGGCGCUGUACGAUCGCUGCAUGGAGUCGUUUGAUGCCCUACCGCUGGCAGCGCUCAUGAACCAACAGUUUUUGUGCGUCCACGGCGGACUAUCGCCAGAGAUACACUCGCUGGAGGACAUCAACCAGAUCGAUCGCUUUCGCGAACCACCGGCGUUCGGUCCCAUGUGCGACCUCCUCUGGGCCGAUCCAUGCGAGGAUUUCGGUAAUGAGAAAAACACCGACCAUUACAUGCACAACAGCGUGCGAGGAUGUUCGUACUUCUUCACCUACGCGGCUACCUGCGAGUUCCUCGAGUCGAACAACCUUCUGUCGGUGAUCCGAGCUCACGAGGCGCAGGACCAAGGUUACAGGAUGUACCGAAAGUCCCAGGCGACAGGUUUCCCAUCGCUGAUUACAAUAUUCUCUGCUCCAAAUUAUCUGGAUGUAUACGGAAACAAGGCGGCUGUGCUGAAGUACGAGAAUAAUGUGAUGAACAUCCGUCAAUUCAAUUGCUCGCCUCACCCAUACUGGCUGCCCAACUUUAUGGAUGUGUUCACCUGGUCCAUUCCGUUUGUUGCGGAGAAAGUCACCGAGAUGUUGGUGCAUAUUCUCAACGCAUGCCCAGAUGACGAGCUGGAGGAGACCGCUGCGGACAAGGACGAACCUACUGGCGCUGGCAUGACUGCGCAACGCAAGGAAGUCAUCCGCGGUAAGAUACGUGCAAUUGGUCGCAUGUCGCGAACAUUUGCCGUGCUCCGCGAAGAGAAGGAAAUGGUGCUGAAGCUCAAAGGUCUUAUGCCCGGCGGUCAGCUCCCGCCCGGUGCUCUGUCUGGUGGUGCUGAGACACUGCAGAAAACGCUACUGGAUGUGCAGGACCAAGAUAUCCAGUCGUUCCAGGAUGCGCUUACGCUGGACAGGAUUAACGAGCGUGUGCCGCCGCGCCGUGAUGAUUCGCUGGCCAAUCUCCAUGAGCGCAACCCUAGCCAGUCGUGAUGCCAGUUGGUAUUAGCCAAUCUCUAGGAGUCCAGCAAUAGCCAGCCAUGACAACGUCUACGCCGUGAUGACUUGCUUUGCUUUGGCGUAUACAGUAUGACGAUGGUUGCAGAUGGAAGAAGCCAACACAAAGCUAAUGAUGUCAGGCAAGUCCGUUCCCUAACCUUGUACAUACCUCCCCUGUCAGUACAUAGUAACAGUGCUGGUGCCCGUGUGUGUGUCUGUGUGUGUGUACAUGUGGGUGUCAGCAUAUAUAUAUAUAUCGUGUGUUUGUGUGUGCGUGCACACGUGAUUGUGAUUGUGUGGUAUUACGUUGCUGAUGGAAAGGAGAGAUUCCUACACUGCCAGGGUGACCAUCUUAUCGUUAUAUCCUCUACGUGGCUUGUACGUGUUCUAAGCCCACAAUUGAGUUCUCAUCGAGUCUGUUAUGUUAUGAUCCUAUCAUACUUGCCGCUGCUGCGGAUAAUGAUGACACCGAUGACGAUGUAACUGCACAACAUGACUAUAUACAAUUCAAACGGACUAGUCUGAAAGCACUGGCUGUGUGUACACUGGUGUGUGCAUAUUCCUCGAUCUUUAUCGACUACGCCAAGCCUCUCACCGCUGCUGGUUCAGACAAACGCCGACAAGAACUGUGCGCGCCUGCUUGUGCGUGUGCGGACUGGCUGAUACUACACAACUAUAGUAAUUGUUUUAGUGUUUUUUUUUCUUUCACUUUCUGCUGUUCCCUUUGUGCUCGUGUAUACCUGUUUCUAGUCAAAGCACAUACAUGCUUUGCAGUUGGGUAUGACGUUCAGUUUUCCCAUUUGCGCUUUAGCUUAGCCAUGAAUGUAGUUAGUUCAGCAAAGUGUGUGUGUGUGUGUGUGUGUGCGUGCGUGUUUGUGAGUGUUUGUGAGUGCUAGUCUUGUGAAAUCUCUCUCCAGAGGAAGAGAAUUGCUGCUGCUGGCGGCCAGUUAGUUCCUCUAUUGUGUCUGGCGUGGCGACAAUUGGACGGAAUUUUAAAGGAUUUGCAGUAUGUAAAUUUAGUUGGGUCAUAUGCAAUGUUUUUGUUGUUGUGCCACUUCAUUUUUUUCUCCUUUUUCUUUCAGUGGCACGGUUCUAAGAUGAUUUCAUGUUAUAACUUUCAAUAGCCGUGAAUGACCAAUGUGCUACCAGAGAAUGCUGCUUUCUCUUUAAUACUAGCACUGGUGCUCUGUUUCUUGGUGGCACUGGGAAACUUUCUUUGUAGGUAUUUGCUUUGAAUCAAACUGCAAAUGUGAGUGAAUUUGACUUCCACAAGUAGCAACACACAUUGUCGCCCUAGCAACACACAUCGUCAUCACCUCCAGCUAUCUUGCAUUGUAUAUAACAUGUUUACUCAUCUAUAGCUUGUUCCGCGUUGUGCCGUUAGCCAGACCAUGAACUGCAUAGCUCUUCUCACUUUCCCUCUA